UCCCUCACGGGCAGAAGCAGUGAAGCAAGGAAAAAAUAUCGUGUAGCCGUUUGUGUAGAGAAGAAUCAUCAAAGAUGCCGAUCACUCGCAUAGCUAUCGGAUCACGGGAGGAGGCGUAUCACCCCGGAGCUCUCAAGGCCGCCCUUGCAGAGUUCAUAUCGACCAUCAUCUUCAUCUUCGCCGGCCAAGGCUCCGGCAUAGCCUACGCAAAGCUGACCCCCGGCGGCGCGGCGUCGCCGGCAGGACUUCUCACGGCGUCAAUAGCACACGCCUUCGCACUAUUCGUAGCAGUUUCCACAGCGGCGAACAUCUCCGGCGGGCACGUUAACCCUGCGGUGACAUUUGGCCUCUUUCUCGGCGGCAACAUUACUCUGUUCCGCGGUCUGCUCUACUGGGUGGCCCAACUCCUCGGCUCCAUCGUCGCCUGUCUCCUCCUCCGCGUCUCCACCGGUUUUCUCUCCGUCGGCUCUUUCGGCCUAACGGACGUCAGCGAGUGGAACGCCCUCGUGCUCGAAAUCAUCUUAACUUUCGGUCUGGUUUACACGGUCUACGCGACGGCGGUGGAUCCGAAAAGAGGAAGCAUAGGAACGAUAGCUCCGCUGGCUAUCGGCUUUAUAGUGGGUGCUAAUAUACUGAUCGGAGGGGCGUUUGACGGCGCGUCGAUGAACCCGGCCGUGACGUUCGGACCUGCC
Molecule: messenger RNA, 692 nt
Organism: Phalaenopsis equestris
Lineage: Eukaryota; Viridiplantae; Streptophyta; Magnoliopsida; Asparagales; Orchidaceae
Product: probable aquaporin TIP1-1
Exons: 2
Biological process (GO): transmembrane transport; water transport
Cellular component (GO): plant-type vacuole membrane
Molecular function (GO): water channel activity
Source: RefSeq, a predicted model, not a curated record